UGGAAGUGAAGAUACGCAGCAGCGCAGGCUGAGGUACCGGCUGAGGCAGGAGCAGGGCGGCUGCUGAUGCCAAUGCCAUUGCACGGGUGUGAUGCAUUGCCUGAGGCUUGCAAAUGCUGAUUUUGGCAUAUUUGCGGACCUUAAAAGCCACUGUCGUCAUUGACAAUGCCAUUGGCAUCAUUCAGCUGAGGAAUUAAGUGGUUUUCACCUGUGUACCUGAUCAGGAUGAGUCCGUUUCCUUGAAGGCACGUUUGGCUUCAAGAGUCAUUGAUGCUGCCCAGCUCAAAGUUGAAGCUCCUGUUGCCGCUGUAUAGGAAUUCUGGACCAAAAAGUAUCAGUAUCUGACACCACUAAUGAGUGGGGCUUCGCGCUUAAAGUGUGCUCGUCAUGUUUCAUUCCUCAGAAGAUGUACAGUACGGGGAUGGGUUGGUAAAAAGGCGGCACAUAUCCGUUCUUUUGAAUCAGCUUAGCAGAUACCUCUGAGGUCUAAUCCACAUCCAGGCACAAUGGCGGUCAUAUUGGAUGCUACUCAAGCAGCUCCUAGUAAAGAGCAGGAGGCCAAGGAGCUUUUUGAGAAGGACGAUUAUCAGAGAUGUCUGCAAGUGCUGGAUCAAGUGACAUUGAGCCCCAACAAAGAUGUAAAGGUGCUUCAUAACAGAGCCCUUGCGGAUUUCUAUCAAGCUGGGGGCAAGGAGGCACAACUGCUGCAAGAAAGAUUGCAGGCGUGCCAGGCCCGCAACGAUGAGCUGCGGCAGGCUGCUGAGGCCGAAUUGGAUGGUGCCGUCUCACCUUCUGGUGCUACUUCAUUCCGGGAGUCUUUCUCAGCUGACGGGGCUGCAAAGGCUGCGGAGCCCCUCUCCUGGGACUACCAGACAGCAACGUUGACAUACAACCUGGCCCUCGUCCACUACCAGCAGCACCGCUACUCUCAGGCGGCCACUCUCCUGGAACCGCUCUAUACAAACCUGGAGCCUCUCGACGAGGACGUUGCCCUCCGGGUGUGCUUACUCCUCCUGGACGUUCAUCUCGCCAACCGCCAGCCAGCGAAAGCCGCUAACGUGCUGAGCUUCUUGGAGAAGCUGUUCUCGGUCUACUUCCCCACCACCUGGCUAAGUUCCAACAACCGAGAUGAGAGGCCCCGUGGUCGCAGCGGAGGCCGGGAGCGGGGAGACUCUGCAGAACGGGGAGAAGACGCAGAGCCCAGCACGAGGCCCGGCACGCCCGCCGAGUCGUCCAGCGUCGAGGGCGGCCACUCGCGCAACACGUCCGAGGACAACUUCGACGAGGACGCAGGGACAGCACCCGCACAGAGCCGGGGCCGGAACGGCAAGGGGUUUGAGGGCUUCGCUGGCUUUUCGAAGCCCUUGCCGAUCGAAGCGGAGGAUCUGAAGCUGCGGUUGCAUCUGGGGCGUGCUCGGCUGCUGAUGCUGACGCAGAACUUGAAGAGCAUGAAGCGCGAGGUCAAGGCCGCUCUGGCGCUGUCCAAGGAGCACACGCACGCGCUGACCCUGAAGGCGCAGCUCGAGUGCAGCCGGGCCAACUACCGGAAAGCCAUCAAGCUCCUCGUGAGCGCGCACACGCCCGACGCCCAAGUCUCCCAAACCUCCCGUGCCGCGUUCCUGGGCAACCUGGGAAACGUCCAUCAUUACCUGGGCAAGCGCAGCCUGGCCAGCCUCUACUUUUCCAAAGCCCUGGUGGAGGUCCCGCGCUCGCUGGCGGAGGGCGCGCAGACGGACGGCCAGGCGGUGCUGUACAGCGCGGCCCUGGAGCAGCUAGUCGCGGGUAACGCUGUGGCCGCAGCGCAGUGCUUUCAGCAGGUCGGGGGGCAGAGCGCCUUGCGGCUGCUGCGGCUGGGGGAGGCGUGCAUCGCGGCACACAGCAAGGGCCUACUGGGGUCGGCGCACGGCGGGGAGAGCUCGGAAGCCGUCAGCUCUUAUGGCGAUAAGCAGGUGCGGGUGACAGUGGGCGGAGAGGGACCCUGGAAGACGGUCGUCCACAGAAAGCAAGACGGUGGAAGCGUGACUGUGGUUGGCGCUGAAAGCAGUCGGUCUUUGGAAGCGGAUGAGCAGGAAGGAGGGGCGGCCCUCGGUGGUUUGAGCCUCGGUUAUGCGAAGCAGUGUUUGGAAAAGGUGUUGGCAGUGUCGGAGGGCGCGAAGCACACAGAGGGAUUGCAAACGGAGAGGGGCGGCGGCGGCCGUCGGAUGGCUAACGGCACAGUGGAGGCGAGGAAAAGCAACGGGGAGAGUGCACAUAAGAGAAACGGUAACGGGAAGGCCGGGGGGAGUGCGUCAGCAGAAGACGGGGUCGGGUCUAGUGAAGGGGUCCGGCCGUCAGGAUCAGCGCCCAUCACUCUCGGACAGGGGACGCAAGAGCCCGGGUUGAGACAGGUGGUUCUGAGCUCGUCUUUGAAAGCCGGCCUGGCAGCGUACGAAGCAGAGCAGAAGCGCAAGAACGAACUCAUCCAGCAGAGCGCGAGAGUCGGGCUCGCCUACGUGGACCUCUGCCUUGGAAACCCGGCCCGUGCGCUCGCUCACGUAGAAGCGUCGCUUAGAAUUGCGGGGAUUGGGCGCGUGAACAGCUUACUGGCUCGCACAUACGCUGCUGAGGCGCUGUGCUUGCUUGGGCGGCCCGGAGAAGCCAUCAACCACUUGUCAGUCGCCCUCACGGAGUUGACAAGCUCAAGUAGCGAUCCCCUGCCCCCCGUGCCUGAGCAAGGCCCUGUGCCAGACAAGGAGCAAGUAGCAGCGGUUCCUGUUGGCAAGCCGAGAGACUGGCAGGCGGAUCUGACAGGGCCUGGUGCUCGUGCAGCCCUGUAUGCGAAUCUAGCCGCUCUCUAUGCUAAGAAGGGCGAACUAGCUGAGGCGCAGCGGUGCAUUGCCCGAGCUUGUCAAAUUUGUCGAGAGAGCCCCUCGGUAUUGCUAGCUGGAAUCUUGGUACAACUCAAGGCGAAUGGCGAGGAGGCAGCUCUGUCUAAGCUCAGGGAAGCUCGCAUGCAGUGGGUAGAAUCUUCACUGCCAGGUCAACGGACCUAAUUUCGGACCUUAGUGUGCCUUUUCAAGGCAAAGUUUGUCGUUCGCUGAGUAAAUGGACUACAUUUAUCCGUGGAAUUUACUCUCAAGAGGUGGCCCGAGUGUUGACUGUUAUAAAGGGAUUAUGCAUGGGAGUCGCUCGUCAAUAAGUUGCGUUCAUUAUAUCAGUAGCCUAGUGAUU
Molecule: messenger RNA, 3210 nt
Organism: Klebsormidium nitens
Lineage: Eukaryota; Viridiplantae; Streptophyta; Klebsormidiophyceae; Klebsormidiales; Klebsormidiaceae
Source: the annotation of a GenBank genome assembly